AUGCCCAGUUUUGUUUUUUUUGCAGCGUUCUGCUCCUGGCUGGCAGCGAUGGCUGAGUUUCUCAGGGCUGUCAGCCAGACGGUCGACUUCAUCCAGACUGCCGCGCAGGCUGGGUCUCUCGUCGGUGACGCCUUGCAGGUCAGGCUCGCGAACGAGAAAGACAACCUCAUCAACGCGUUGAGGCAGGCGGGCGCCUUGACGCUUGCCGAAGCGACCCAGGCCAUGAACAUUCAUCGGUUCUUGACGCCCUCGCUCUGGGAUGUCUUGACUGGCUUCGCGCCUAAGUCAUACCACGAGAAGCUCCAGUCGCUCGGCAUCCACUUGGAACGCUUGGGACUGACGAACCUCAAGGAGACCACGAGCGUUCGCGUCGCGGCGCUGAUUCUGCUGGCUGGCAACCCACAGAGCUCCACGUUCAGCAUCAACGCCAGCGACGCCUACACGGUGCUGAACGACGUCAAGGCCCUCUUGGCAUCCAGCCCAGACAUUUACAGGCACGCCUUCGCCGCUGAGGAGCCAGCCCCUUGCCCGCUGGACGAGGUCCAGCAUAAUCCAGUUCGCAGGGCAGGCUCUGGCAACUCGCUGUGUGCAGGUGGCCAAGUCGACCCCCCAGGGUUCGUGAUGCUGAGGCCGCCAAUGAGGUCCCAGCCGCUCGCGUUGCUGGACGACGCCGCGCGCAGCUCGGUGGUGCCGCAGCCCGCGGGUGCGCCCUCGGCGCCGCCGCUCGCCGUGCCGCCGCCCGCGGAUGCGCCCUCGGCGGCGCUGCUCGCCUUGCCUCCGCCAGCGGCGGUGCCACGGGCAGCCAGCCCAACGCCGCUGCCAGCGCUGAUGCAGCCCGCGAUCCCUGUGGCGGCUGUGCAGCGGCAACAGAUCGUGAGCACCGACGACGGCUUCCGCCUCGACUCGGGCUCGAGCCUCGCGGUGUGGCAGCUGUCCAGUCAGGCGUCGUCGGCGGCGGCGGGUGCUGGCGCGAGCGACGCCAGCAUGGGCGCUUGGCGCAUGGACUCCGUCGGGGAGGUGGCUGAGGGCGACGCUGCGCCUGAGGUCGGCACCAAGGCGGCGGCGACGGCGCCUUCGACUACGGACAUGCUCAGCCACAUGCGCUCCGUGCUCGCCCAGAAGCCAGAGUACACGCCCGAUGAGAUUGCGGCCAAGGCCAAGGCCAAGGCCAAGGCCAAGACGAUCGACAAGACGACAGCGACGCCCAAGAAGAACAAGACCGACGGCGAGGCAGCGUCGCCUGUCCUCAAGCGGCCAGCCGCCUCGACGCGCACGCCGUUCAAGAAGGUCAGGCUGACGUGCAAGACUCAGUCGGAGCUGACCCCGACGCCCGUCACCAAGGAGAAGAAGGCUGCGUGGGAGGUUGCUCUAGGUGGCUUCCCUGGCAAGCCGACGUCCAAGGUGCCGACGAUCAACGUCCCGAGCCUUGGCAUCAAGGUCUACACGGACUUGGCGAAGAUGGCCUGGCGCGUGCAGCGCCCGUCGGUGAGCCUGACCGACAAGGCCUUCAGCUUCCGCGUGGACGCCGUGGCGUCGUGGCUGCGCCUGCGGCAGCACCUGCAGGCCGUCGCCCAGGGCUGCGAGGAGGAGCUGGCGGAGGUUCGCGCUGCGGCCGCGCGAUUGGACGACCGCCUCGCUGUGCUGCAGGCGACGGCGGAAGCGGUGACGAGCUUCUGGCCCCUGAUCUGGGUGCUGAUUGGGGGGCUCGUGAAGGACGCCCUCGACAGGAGGUACCAGCUCUUCGCGGCGGACGGGAGCGUCGUGGGCAAGCCGGCCUGUAUGAGUGAGAUGAGGCCAGGAGCGUGGGUCAUCACCACCCCGGACGGCGACAGGUAUCCCGAGAACUUGCGAUGCCGUCGGGGUACCAGCGGCGCGGUUAAGGCGGUUCUGGUGGAUCCAGGGCAGCCCGUGCUGGAUCGCAUGCGCGGUCGCUUCUACCGUUUCAAGGACCCGCUGGAGCCCUCGGACUUGGUGGAGCAGGUCAAGAUGGCCGAGGCGGAGAGCUACGCUAUCACGCGCCGUGCUCCUGCGCCGCCGGCCGCCAUCAUGAUGUGGGGCGGCGCGGACGUGGAGUACGAGCCCCUGAUGGCCUCGGAGGGCGUCCAGCUGGUGCCGCUUGGCGGUGGCGGAGCGCCUGUCCACGGUGAGGAGCCGGCGCCGGCCCCCUUGCCGCCGCCUGAGCUGCCGCCAAAUGCGACCUGGCUCAUCGUGAACCCGCACCCUCCCGACUUCGGCCGAGAGCGUCAUCCUGGCCCGGAUGCGCCCCGAGCGGGAAAGUACGCGAUCGCGCUUGACGCGCGGAGGAGGCCAGCACCUGUCCGACAGGUCGCGCUGGCGGACGUUGAGACGUUCAUGGCAUCGGCGCGGACAGGAAUCGCCAAGAUCCUGGAGGGCGAGGCUGGCCCAGUCACGGGGCAUCUGGAGGAGCGGCUUCACCAUGCGCUGGAUGGCGGCACGAAGACGCCCCCCAUCGUCGAGGACGCGAGGACGUUGACGGUUGACUACGAUGAACACGGCCGGCGUCAGUCCGCAGGAGAGAACGGGCAUCGAGAUGAAGCUUUUGACGAUGUACUGUACCUCAGUGGCUGCUACGACCAGUUGAAUGGUCCCUCGCUCGCGCGCAUCGAGACCGAGGAGAUGGAGAUCGAGAGCACGCGGGUGCGCGCGCGGGGCCUGCAGCCGCCUGGAGGGCCAGGGGCGGCGCCGCAUGGCGCGCCCGUCAACCCGAAGGGCACCCCGAAGGGCGGCGGUCGAGGCCGUGGCCAGCCUGGGCAGGGAGUUGGCCAGGAGGGCGGCGGGAAGGCGACAGGCCUGCGAGGCCAUUUGCGACGUCUAAAUGCAGAUGUCAAUGCAACUUUGAAGGCUUUGAAUUGGAUGGCGGGUGACCGACGUAAGGCCUCCAAUGGGCCCCCGGUCACCUCAGAGCAGGCCAGCGUGCAGGCGCGCGUCCGGGACAGGAUUCCGUCCCUUUUGAGUUCCGGCGUUGCGAUCCCUGGCCAGCGAGCGGCUUUCCUCGAGCUGCUGCACGGCCGGGCUGUGUAUGAUACAGGGCCCGGUGGACACAACCUUGCCAGUUUCUCCAAUGUUGCCUCUGUGAGCCUUCCUGACAGCCUCGAGGGCGCCCCGAUGGUGGAAGAUGUUGUUGGCCCAGAGGACCGCGUGGCGCCAGGGCUGUUUCGUUUCUCGGAGCGCUUCGACCCGUCUACUGGGGCCUCUGCGGCGGAGGUUUUUGGGAUCUGCCACUAUAUCUAUGUGGACAACCUGGGUGUGAUUAGCUGCGACCCUGUCAGUACUUCGUCGACGUUGUCGGACGCCUCGGAUCUGGUCGAGAAAGUUGGCCUGAGGACCCACGAUCACGAGGUGACCUCAGGCAAGUCGAAGGCUCUGGGGACUCACUUGGACCUGGAGGGCUUUCGUGUGUCCCUCUCGCCUGCCCGUCUCUGGAAGGUUCGACAAGGGGUGCUGUGCGCCUUGAGGUGCCGGAAACUUCCCAGACGCGUGUGGGAGGUGCUGCUUGGUCACCUCACGUUCUGCGCCCCCAUCAACAGGAACAUGAUGAGCGUGCUUAGGAGCAUCUACGCACUCAUUAACAAACAUUAUUGUGUGCCCACAGCGUUGUGGGAGACCGCCCGACAGGAGAUGGCCGCCGUCGCGUCCUUGCUGUUCGUGAUGGUCCCACACAAGCAGCUCUCCAAGGCCAAUUGGGACACCCUCUUAGCAGGUCCCUGGAAGUACUUGGACGAGGGCAUCUAUACCCUCGAGUCGCGGGCCCUCCUUCUGGGCUUCCAGGCGGUGGCCAGGCUGCUGGCCCCGGGCGGCGAGCUGUCUUCACGACUGGUGACAGCCGACCGCGCGCCGCCGGCGGACAGACCUCUGGGCAACAGCUCAGAGACAGAGGCGACGGGGGCGGACGGGACCAGCGACAAGAUAUCCGACACCGAUCGGAUCGUGGUCAGACCCCGGCGCCGUGCUCGCAACCUGGAGCUCCCUCGACCGACGCGGCCCCGAUUUCCAGUGGGACCAGAUCGGCUUCAGGGGCUCGGACUGCUGCCCUUGGAGUCCAACGCGGUGAAGGCCACCGCGGAGAACCAGUGCCACGAGCUGGUGACUCUAUGGAGGUCCAACGCACGCGACCUCGGCGAGCCGCUCGGCGAGGCUGCCGGGGUGGACGCCUCAGUGGCGCGGCAGCUUCAAGACUUCUUCGACCAGGGCGAGAACGUCAGCAAGGGCGAGAAGCUCGCGGCUGGUCUGGAGCACUUCCUGCCAGAGUUUGGCCGACAUGGAGGGCUUCACCUCUCACGGAGCUACCGCGCCCUCCGGGGCUGGAGGCGCCGGUGCCCACCUCGGUCGCGUCGCCCCCUCGCAUUUUGCAUCUGGGCAGCGAUCAGCUGGGAGUUCUGCCGGGACAACCUCUGGAACAUGGCGGUCUACCUUUUGUUUAUGCUGGUGACGUACAUGCGGCCGUCGGAGCCGCUGAAGCUGCUGAAGGAGGACCUGCUCUCUCCCGCCCACGGCCUCUCUGCCUCGUGGAUCUGCUUUGCUUUUCGCCAAGAGCGGGGUCAGUCUUCGAAGACCUACGCCACGGACGAGAGCAUCGAGCUCAGUUGCCAGUGGGCCCCUUUCCUUGCGACCGUGGCGACUGCCCUCAAGCGUGGCCGUCCGAAGGAGAAGGUCUUCAGUUUCCUCUACAGCUCGUGCACGCGCCAGUUCAAGACAAUGUGUCGACGGCUCGGACUAACUGCGGCGCCAUAUCAGGCAAGGCGCUCAGGCGCCUCCAUCGACGCCGCAAUGAAGUACAGGACGAGAGCCGAGAUAAAGGCUCGCGGCGAAUGGAAGGCGGACAAGUCAGUGCUCAGGUACGACCGCACGGCCAAGAUAGUCGAGAGUGUCGACAAGCUGCCCGACUCGCUGGCGCAGGAGGUGUUGGGCGAGUCGCGGGGCGAUGCGGUAUUCGUGCUAG
Messenger RNA from Prorocentrum cordatum, 4960 nucleotides. NCBI's taxonomy places the organism in Eukaryota, Dinophyceae, Prorocentrales, Prorocentraceae. The record is from the annotation of a GenBank genome assembly.